UGGCAGCAGUCGGACGGGCGCUUCCCUGCAGGUUGGUGCGCUCCUCUCCGGAGCCGUCCAGGGAGCCGCGGCUCGCUCCGCACCCCGGGCAGCGCCGGCGGCGGGGAGGCGGGGGGCUGCGCUACAGCCGGGGAGGCAGGAGCCGCCGCAAGACCCCCCAGGAGCGGUGGCUGCUGACGCCUCUCCCGCCGGCUCCUCGCAGGAAGGCACCGCCCGGGCCGCCCCAGGCGGGCGGCGCGGCCCCUCGCCCGGCCCGGCUCCCCACCAUGCUGGACGGGCUGAAGAUGGAGGAGAGUUUGCAGAGCGCCCUGGACCCCGCGACCCCCUUCUCCUCCUUGCUGGGCAGAGCCGCGACCCCCAAGUCGGUGUGCGAAGGGUGUCAGCGAGUGAUUUUGGACCGGUUCUUGCUGCGCCUGAACGACAGCCUGUGGCAUGAGCAGUGCGUCCAGUGCGCGUCCUGCAAGGAGCCCCUGCAGACCACCUGCUUCUACCGCGACAAGAAGCUCUACUGCAAGCUGGACUAUGAGAAGCUGUUCGCGGUGAAGUGCGCGGGCUGCCUGGAGGCCAUCGCGCCCAGCGAGCUGGUGAUGCGCGCCCAGAAGAGCGUCUACCACCUGCACUGCUUCUGCUGCUGCGUCUGCGAGCGGCGCCUGCAGAAGGGCGACGAGUUCGUGCUGAAGGAGGGGCAGCUCCUCUGUAAGGGCGACUACGAGAAGGAGCGGGAGCUGCUGAGUUUGGUGAGCCCGGCUCUGUCGGAUUCUGGCAAAAGUGAUGAUGAGGACAGCAUCUGCAAGCUGGGCCAGGCCUCGGGGAAGGGCGCUGAGGACGGGAAGGAUCACAAACGGCCCAAGAGGCCACGGACCAUCCUGACCACGCAGCAGCGCAGGGCGUUCAAGGCGUCGUUUGAGGUCUCCUCCAAGCCCUGCAGGAAGGUGCGGGAGACGCUGGCGGCAGAGACGGGGCUGAGUGUCCGUGUGGUGCAGGUCUGGUUCCAGAACCAGCGAGCAAAGAUGAAGAAGCUCGCCAGGAGGCAGCAGCAGCAGCAGCAGGACCAGCAGAACACACAGCGCCUGAGCGCAGGUACCCUCCUCACAAUUCGGGUUUCCCCAUCUCCCAGCCCUCUCCAGGCUUCUCAGCGGAGCUCAGCCACCCAGAAAGCAGCAGCCAAUGACUUGAUCUUAUCUCGGUGUUAUCUCGCAGCCCAGACGAACGGCGGCGGCGGCGGCCCGGGGCUGGAGGGGAUGCUGAACCCCUACACCGCCCUGCCCCCGCCGCAGCAGCUGCUGGGCAUGGAGCAGAGUGUCUACGGCUCCGACCCUUUCCGGCAAGGGCUCACCCCACCCCAGAUGCCCGGAGACCACAUGCACCCCUACGGUGCCGAGCCCCUCUUCCACGACCUGGACAGCGACGAUACCUCACUGAGCAACCUGGGGGACUGCUUCCUCGGCACAGCAGAUGCAGGGCCACUCCAGGCACGAGUGGGAAACCCCAUCGACCACCUGUACUCCAUGCAGAACUCCUACUUCACCUCCUGAGCCCAGCGUGGUCCCCCCAGCAGGGGCCGCAGAGCUCCCGGGGUCGGGAGGGAGGGGAGCAGCUCUGCUGGGAUGCCGUCAAAUAAUGUUUUAGCUUGGGAUUCCCAAGGAGAGAGUUAAGUUAUGGGUUGCAUAGUUUCAUGUUUCUCUUAGGAGCCUAGGAUUAGGGACAGGAGUGGUUUUUGCAGCUGGCUGGUGGAUUUUCAGAUUUCAGACGGGGACACGAAUUUCUCGUUUCGGCAGGGGGAGGGGAUUCUCCUGUAGGAGCAUCCCAGCACUGUAUCCCACCUUUAGAAAGAGCAAACUGCUGAUCUUCAUGGGGAAAGCCUGCAGCAUCAGCUGGGCUUUGAAAUCUGAAAAGCUGACAGCGAUCUGGGGAAACAGGAGAGGAACUCUCUGUCACUGCAGGGUUUGGUUUUUUCCCCUCUGUUCCCUCAACCAGUUUGAGUGCCCGCUGCUUAAACGUAGGGACUUUUAAGAUAGAUGUUCCCAUGUGAAUAUAGAGAGCUAGAAACCCCUAGCAUUGUCCCUGUCCCCGAGGAUGGGGCUGUGUGUGUGGAUGUGUGUGUGUGUGGGCACGCGUGCGUGCGUGCAGAGCCGUGUGGCUGGGAGUGCAGCACUGCACGGCCACACCUGCCAGAUUGUAUCAACAAAAAGUUUAUUUCUAAGUCUAUCAGAAAUUUACUGUACAGCAAAAGUAACUUUAUUUUCAGUGUGAACC
Molecule: messenger RNA, 2256 nt
Organism: Haemorhous mexicanus (house finch)
Lineage: Eukaryota; Metazoa; Chordata; Aves; Passeriformes; Fringillidae
Gene: LMX1A
Product: LIM homeobox transcription factor 1 alpha
Exons: 8
Coding region: 267-1535 (422 amino acids)
Biological process (GO): neuron differentiation; regulation of transcription by RNA polymerase II
Cellular component (GO): nucleus
Molecular function (GO): DNA-binding transcription factor activity, RNA polymerase II-specific; RNA polymerase II transcription regulatory region sequence-specific DNA binding
Source: RefSeq, a predicted model, not a curated record